GGUCACAGGAAAUAAACCCGAGCCAAGCGGAAAUACUGAGCAACAUUGUCACUGAGUUGUUUUUUUGCCGUGCAGAGGCAAAUUGAUGAUUAGUUUUAUAUCUAGCUCGCAUUGUCGCUGGRUCAACUAUUGAACAUGGACAGAUAGUGUUUAUUUAACGAGGUUUGGCCGUACUCCUUGUAAGGGAAUCCACUGCAUCCGUGCCCAGUUUGGACCAUCAUCCAGGACUGUUGCUGUCACACACGAACUACCUCAGUUUACCCACUGAAACCACAGCAUACCUCUUCUUUGUUUGUGGCCACCAGGAUGGCUAACAGCACCCCAAUAAUAGUGAAGGGUUUGCCUACGGGGCCCGCAGGCCGAAGCAGCCCAGAGGGAUCUCAAGUGCUYAGUAAGAAGAAGCUGCAGGACCUGGUUAGAGAGAUUGAUCCAAAUGAGCAACUGGAUGAGGAUGUUGAAGAGAUGCUUCUUCAAAUUGCAGAUGACUUUAUAGAAAGUGUCGUGACGACGGCCUGUCAGCUAGCACGCCAUCGCAAAUCCAACACAUUGGAGGUUAAAGAUGUUCAGCUACAUCUCGAGCGCCAGUGGAACAUGUGGAUACCUGGUUAUGGGUCAGAUGAAAUCAGACCGUUCAAGAAAGCUUGCACCACAGAGGCUCAUAAACAGAGAAUGGCACUGAUCCGCAAGACGACCAAAAAGUAAUAUAAAAAAAAAUUAUUAUACCCAAUUAGUUUUUUUGUUUUGUUUUUCUUGAUAAAAGGAGAUAAGUGUUUUUGGUGAAGGGUGUAUUUCUUUUAAAAUAAAUUGUUAUUGCCAUGUCUCCUUAACACUUUUUGAGUGUUUCGUCUGUGCACAACAAUAGCAUUUAUGUUUUACUUUAUGUUACCACUGCGUUAAGACAGAACUCCAUUGUAAUUUUUAUCAAUAAAUACCUACUGGAAUACAUUUUGUAAUGUCACAAUUGCUGUUACGUGGUUGGGCUUUUGAUACGUCUUAGCAUGUAGAUGUUAGCCUUACUGAUUCAGUCUAUUUAAAAUAAUAAUUCAUGUUAUCUUGCCAGUAAGACAAAUAACUUCCUUGUUUACACACUGUCUUUUUGCWAUUUUUUUCUGGCAGACUGAAAUAAAGAAUAGAAGAACAUUCAGUUAAAUUUUCCCAUGUAAAAUUAAAGAAA
This is a messenger RNA of Austrofundulus limnaeus, 1174 nucleotides long. It is a transcript of the gene taf12, whose product is annotated as TAF12 RNA polymerase II, TATA box binding protein (TBP)-associated factor. The record is from RefSeq and is a predicted model, not a curated record. Gene Ontology annotation, cellular component: SAGA complex; transcription factor TFIID complex. NCBI's taxonomy places the organism in Eukaryota, Metazoa, Chordata, Actinopteri, Cyprinodontiformes, Rivulidae. Gene Ontology annotation, biological process: RNA polymerase II preinitiation complex assembly; DNA-templated transcription initiation. Gene Ontology annotation, molecular function: protein heterodimerization activity; TBP-class protein binding; DNA binding. The transcript is spliced from 6 exons. Bases 307 to 702 code for a protein of 131 amino acids.